Molecule: messenger RNA, 6574 nt
Organism: Apis laboriosa (Himalayan honeybee)
Lineage: Eukaryota; Metazoa; Arthropoda; Insecta; Hymenoptera; Apidae
Gene: lilli
Product: AF4/FMR2 family member 4-like
Exons: 19
Coding region: 773-5038 (1421 amino acids)
Biological process (GO): regulation of gene expression
Cellular component (GO): nucleus; super elongation complex
Source: RefSeq, a predicted model, not a curated record
GUGGAGCAGCCGCCGUCUGAUGACACCUGUGGCUCGACCCCCACGAUCAGUUCAGCCGCGACCGUCCACGCGCCGUCUUGUAACGUUUUUGUACAGUCACCACUUCAAUAUACGUAUAUAUACACAUACACGUCCAUGGAUACAUCGCACGCGCAAUUCACGUGUAUAAGUAUGCAUAUAAAUGCUAGUAGGUGUACACGUGUAAACGAGUAAUUUUUAUUCUUUACCACGUGACAAACCGUCGUGCGCAUCUGCCAUUAUCGUGAGCGAACUGUCAUUGUGCUCUUUUUUUGUGCAAGAUAAUAAAGAAGAGGAACGCAAGGAAUAAUUAUUCUUUCCAGUCGCAAAUUUGGAAAAAUCCAUCAAGUGCAGCUUGAAGAUUAAUUUACAACAUCAAAGAAAAUAAAAAAGUCAUUUAAAUAAAAUUGAUGAGGGUUGAUUCGUAAAACGUAUUAACUACUUGUUAAUAGUGUUAUCUAAUUGUUAUUUUAACGAAUGGAUCUUAAUAAUGUCAUUAUAUUUAACUUACAAAAUAUGGUUAUUUAAUUCAUGAUUUAACGUUUUUUCGUGACAUGCGUUUACGUGAGUGUCAAUUAUUUUUCAAUUCACUUUAUCAUUUUUGUUUUUUUAUGGAAAACGAUGCAUCGUGUAUCUAGUUAACCGAAUAUAACAUCGGUACGGUGAAUGGAAAGUUAACAGAUCACGCGACAGUGAUGCAGUGCCGUAGUGUCAGUGCCAAGUGCCACGUGCCUAUUGCUUGGAUUACUUGAAGAUGCCGUCGUCCGGUGGAUACUAUGACGACAGGAAUCCUUUGCUCAAGGGCACCUUAUCGAGCGUGGAACGGGACCGGCUUCGGGAGCGGGAACGACAGGCCCGCGCGGCGAUGUCGGUCCAGGCCGAACAAGCGGCUGCAGGAGGUGGUCCUGACACCAGACACCAUCAUCAUGGCCACCAUAAUCACGCUCACCAUCACGUUAAUCCUCAUGCCGUCACUGCACCACUCUUCCGUGCUCCCGUCAGGGUGAAUCCGGACGCCCGGGACAGUACGACGCAGCAGAUUCAAUCAAAAUUAGGUAACUACUCGUUGGUGAAACAUCUACUGGACGAGCCGAAACGGCUGAUCGGCAUCGAGGGUGUACCGCCAAGCCCUGCCCCGCCACCGACCUCCUCGUUUCUUCGAAUGAGUUCCAGUUCGGUCGGCGCGAAUUCCAGGAGCUCGCCCUCCUCCCAAGAAUUUAAAAAACCGGGAGGGCCUCGCCCCGAUGCUUCCUCCUCUUCGUCGUCCUCGACGUCAUCUUUGUCCUCGUCGUCGUCGUUGUCGUCGUCGUCGUCGUCGUCGUCGUCGUCGUCCUCGUCGACUUCGACUUCGACGUCGAAUCAUCAACGGGGUGGUUUCGUGAAGCCAGCCGACGGAAAGCCGCCGUACGGAGGCAGGGGUGGUUACCCCGGCCAGCCGAUGAAGCACGGGGGCAACAGCAACGAUCAUAGGAGCCACGGUUUAUUACCCGCCAAAGGACCGCCCACGAAUUCGCCCGGGAACGGAACGCUCGCUGGCAAUUCCAGUAUCGGGAAUUCCAGCGGCAGCAGGCUUCACUGUGUCGGCAGCAGACUGUCCAGGUUACCUCUCGAUAACGGCAGCUCGAGACCCGGCCCCACCGAGAAUUCGGCCGAUGUGGAGAAUAUAUUAAAAGAAAUGACCAUGCCACCCACACCCCUCACGGCCAUCGCCCAGACGCCGAGGAAGGAGCUCGAGUCGAAGUUCACGUUCAAUCCUGUGAUGGCGAAGUUGACCGAAGUGACGCCGCAGGAAGCCACGAAGCCUCAACGCGACCGGCACACUGCUAAUAGGCUAUCGGCGGACUUGGAACGCGAUUUAAGCCUGAGCGAGGACAGCGAGGAUGAGGCAAGCAAGGAAACGUCAUCGCGGACAACGAGGGGAAACAGAAGCCCCGACCUCACGGUCGAUUUAUCGAUACCGGCGAUGACGCCUGCCCCGCCGCCCCUGGCGCCCAUGUCGCCCAUGGGCCCGUCACCGGUCGGCCCUUUGUCGCCCACGAGGCCGCUCAGCCCGAGCAGGCCUCCAUCACCGCCCAAACAGAUGACGCCGGAGCAAGUGAUCUCGCCUGCACCGGUCAGCCCCCUGCAAUCGAAGGGGUCCCCGAGCCCCAACACGCACCAGAGGCCGCCCAGCCCUUCGGGCCAGGCGAUGCAGAGCUCCGGAAGCGCGAGCUCCACAUCCGACACCGGCUCCGACUCCGGCUCGGACAGCAGCGACGAUUCCGAGGAGGAAACCAGCCCCCCGCCCACGAAAGGGCCCUCCACCCCUCCCUCCGUGUCACCAAAGAACGAAAACAUGAUAGAGGAACCACCGCCUGCGAUCGAGGAGCCGAAAUCGAGGAGUUGGAACUUGGAGUCGUUCUUCAAUAAGACGAAUGCCAUGCCCCACGGGGAACAGAAUUCGGAGAACAAACAGACGCAGGAUUGCAACAGGCGGCAAGAUUCCCCUAUGGUGACAACGGUGGACGCCAGAGCGCACAGGAACAAGACGGCGCACGACUGGCAGCUCGACGAGGCCUUGAAAAGGACCCGCAACAUGACCAUGAUGAGCGUGUUGUACAGCGACAGCGAUCGGCCCUCGGAUCAGGAGAAGGGCCAGCCUGUGGAGGAGAAUCGGGCGCAGCCUGAGAAGCCAAAGGUGGACGCGAGGAAACGCGGCCGACCGAGGAAACCGACGAAUCCGAAAGCCGGGCAUCGAACGUCGGACGAGAGUUUGAAGAACGGGAAACCUCGCAGCAGAACGAGAGGGGUGGGCAAUCACAUGAAGAAGAAACCGCCCCUCUCCAAGGCGAACAUAUCUACCAGCGAGGAUGAGAGCGACGACAGGUCGCAGGGGGCGUCGAGCGACUCGGACAGCGAUCGACCGACCAGGGUGUCGCCUGGAGUGGCGGCUAUGAACGACAAGAGGAGGUCUAGAUUGAGCGGUUCCUCGAGCGAAGACGAAAGCCCGCCCAAGGGGAAGAACAACAACAACAACAACAACGUGUCCGAGGACGACACCUCGCGUUGGAGAAGGAUGACCAAUAUCAAGAGAAGCAAGUUGGGGGAUUCGCCGAAGAAACAGGAGAAAAAGAGCCCCGCGAAGGCGAAACCUAGAAGGUCCAACUCGCGGGUGAACAAUGGAUCCGAUUCCGACAGUGAGUCGGAAAUAGUGAGGAAUCGUAUCCAGGUUGCCAGAGUACCUCCGAGGCCGAGAGUCCCACCGACCCGAGAUUCUUCUCCGGAAAACUCGGACAGUGACAACAGCCCGGGUCCGAAGUUGCAAGAAGAGGACGCGGGUAACGUACAGGACAAGAAGAAGAGCGACACUCUUCGAAAGGUGUUCUCGUCUUCGAUAGGGGGAGGGAAGGGCGGUGGUAAGGGGGGUAAAGGUGGUAAAGGCGGUGGGAAAUGCGGCAUUUUUGUGGAAGAGUAUACGACCUCCGCGAAUACACCGACAGGCGGGGAGAGUCCGUACAAGAGACCAUCGUCACAGGCGUCGAACGUGACUCAAUCUUUCCCUCCGCUCACGCGCGUGAACGGCGUGCCGAGUUUGUAUUGUAGAAUCGAGCUGAGCAAACUUCAGCAUAUCUCGCAGUUAUCGAGGGGUCAAGAGUUGAGACAACGCACAGAACUUCCAAAUACGAGGCCGUCCUCCAGACAAGCCUCGACGCUGACGCAUCAACCCUCUCGACCGCCUACGCCGGAGGAAGGGGAGAUUGUCGACACGCCGCCGCCUCAACAGGACGCGAGGAUUCACGGUGACGCGUUGCUGGUCGACAGUGAUCUUAAAAAUCGCGCUGUGAUCAAGGGCGAACCUAUAUCGGACGGAAAGAGUAAUUGUGGUAUAGGCCUCGCCGCAGGUGUCGUCGGUGCAGGUGCUAGUGGAGCAAGUGGUGCUAGUAGUACGGGUAACGCGCCCAAGAGGAAACGUAAUCCGAGUUGUAGUUCUGUGUCCAGUUUGAGUACUGUGUGUUCCAUAGAUACGAAGACGAAAGGGUCGGGAGAGCACAAAGACAGGAAGAAGAAAAAGAGGAAACAUGGCGACGUCGAAUCUGUUACCGUUUCAUCGAGGCCAUCUUCCAGUCAGCAAAAUGACAUUCAACCUACGAAUCACGAACGGGAAGAAAAGCCUGACACUAGUUUAUUGCCACCACCACCGCCGCCUCAGCGUAUUUAUUACUCCUACUUCAAUCCUCAAAACGAAGUUUUGGAGGAUCAGGAUAGGUGGGACCAGAAUCAGUACCUGAUGGAAGCAAAGCGGCUGAAGCACAGCGCCGAUAAGGAGUGCGAGCUCACGGCGCAAGGUAUGCUUUACCUAGAAGCCGUGUUAUGCUUUUUACUUACUGGAAAUGCUAUGGAGUCGGAUCCUCUCACGGAGAGAGCGUCGUUUACUAUGUAUAGGGAUACGCUCAGUCUCAUCAGAUAUAUUUCCUCCAAGUUCAAGAGCCAGCAAAACAACUCGCCCGAGAGCAGUAUACACAACAAACUGGCCAUUUUGAGUCUGUUUUGCCAAUCUCUUAUAUACUUGAAACUGUUCAAGAUGCGAAGACACGAGAUCAAAGAGAGUCAAAAAAUUUUGAACGAUUAUCAUCAAAAGCCUGCUCAGGCAACAACGGUUCAGCCAGAGGGACAAGGAACGCCAUCCUUAUCACCGACACCGUCACCCGCCGGUUCCGUGGGUUCCGUUGGCAGUCAGAGUUCCGGAUACAGUAGCGGCGAACUAGCGAAUCGGGGAGCAGCUUCGGGCCAACCGCAACCUGCUCCGUAUGUUAGCGUUCCACUCAACGUGCACAACGCUAUGGCGAAACAGAAUCAUCAUUUCAGUUUAUUGGUGAGCUGUCACGAUCUCUGGGACCAGGCAAACGCUCUGGUAACGGAUAAACAUAGAGAUUUUUUCAUCGAGCUGGAUGAAAAAUUGGGACCUCUCACUUUGAAAAGUUCUUUACGCGAUCUGGUACGCUACGUUCAAGCUGGUAUAAAGAAGCUUCGAGAUCUCUGACCACAGUGGCAUAGCCCCCGACCGCCCACCCCGAAUUACAUUACUUCUCUCCCACAAAAUAUGGCUACGUAUCCAACGAUAUACACAUAAAGAAAUCGAAUUAUUUGGAAGAGAUUUGGAGUAGAUUUAGAAAACGUACGAUCCUCAAUCGUAUGAUUAUAGUAACGUAACGCGCGUUAGGAGAAACGUUGAAAAUCGGGAGAGAAAUCUGUUCUCAUUUCAACGAAUAAGGAUUAUUCUGACGGGGUUUAAGGAUUCAAGGUGGCCUGGGGAGUAACGAAGAAAGCGUUGCCGAUGAUAUGAUAUUCGAAAAUUCGACUAAUUACGUUUCUUCGUUCAGGGAACUCAAGAAAGCGUGUCCUGGCAUUUAAAAAAAAAAAAAAAAAAAAAAAAAAAAACUCAGAGCACCAACUUUAUAGUCAAUUCAGAAUAAAACUCGUCAAGAAGAAAGAUCGUUGUGGAUCCACGAUCGGUGCGUAGAAAGAAUCUCUUCUAUUCUGUGCAUAGCACGCGUUACUUAUUUUCGACACGAGGAUGGAGAACGAGUGUGUGAAAAUUAAGGAAAAAGAGAUCGAAAUGGAGCGUCAUAGAUGCUCGAAGAAGAUGAGGGAGUACACUGGUCCCUAUUUUUUUCGGACUGAUCAUUUUUGUAAAUUAAAAAUGAAAUAGAAUCGAAGAUGCAAAAGAAAAAGUAGAGGAUGGAUUAUAAAGGAAAGAAAGGAAUUAGAAGAUGGAAUUAGAAGUGCCACAGAAGCGCCCGUGUGUUCUCGCUUUACGGUGCGCCGCAGCCGACGUUACCUGAAGCAUGAGUUUCGUCUUGGCGAUUCGAGUGCGAAGAAUACACAAAAAUAUACAUAUAUGCAUAUAGUUUAUUACCUAUAUAUAUAUAUAUAUAUAUAAAUAAUAAAAUAUAUAUAAAUAAUUAUAAAAAUAUAGAUAUGAAAAUAUAUUUAAUGAAAAGAGAACCAACGCGUCGCGCACGCCGGCAUUUUGUUUUUAGCGGAAAACAAAAUAAGAAAAAUAUGGCGACUGCGGAAAUCGCGAGGACUAGUUGAAGUUAGAGGAAAAAUAAAGAGGUGAAGAGGCAGGGAUGGGAGAAAUUUAGUGUGAUGAUGCAUUUCUCUUGGAUUGAGAUGCAACACGAGCAACAAGAUCAACAAUUGAUCCAAACCGAUAGAACAUUGCUACUACUAUUACACUACUAUUACUACCACUACUACUACUACUAUUACUACUAUUACUACUACUACUAUUACUACUACUACUAAAAAUGUCUUACGUCUGUGAACAAGGACACGACUCUUUUUUUGUAGAUAGGUUACGAAAGAAAAAAAGUAACUUAGAUUAGAUAAUUAAUAAAUACGCAACAAGAAAAACAAAGUUAAACGAUAACAGAAGAAAUAAAACAUAAACAUAUUAUUUACAUUACUUAGAAUUAAACGGGGAAAUAAGUAGAGGUUCUAGUGAUGAGGAAUAAAAAAAAAAAAAAAAAGAAUAUUCGAAUAAUUACACAUAGUGCGUACACCACAUUAAAAA